Messenger RNA from Mercurialis annua (annual mercury), 864 nucleotides. RefSeq lists its product as uncharacterized. Lineage: Eukaryota; Viridiplantae; Streptophyta; Magnoliopsida; Malpighiales; Euphorbiaceae. The transcript has a single exon. Gene Ontology annotation, molecular function: catalytic activity. Bases 1 to 864 code for a protein of 287 amino acids. The record is from RefSeq and is a predicted model, not a curated record.
AUGAAAACCUUUAGCUGGAACCUCCAAGGGAUGGGGAAUCCUUGGACGGUUCGUGCUCUGAAGCAUUAUGUCAGAGCUAAUGAUCCCGAUAUUAUUUUUUUAAUGGAGUCUCGUCUUUAUCUUUUUGAAUUAAGUUUUUUCAAGUUUUCUUUCUCUUGUUAUAAUUAUUUUGUGGUUGACGCUAGAGGCCGAAGCGGAGGGCUGAUAUUAAUGUGGAAAAAAGAUGUGGAUAUUAACAUAGCUAGUUACUCCCAAAAUCAUAUAGAUUUUGAGUAUAACUGUUUGAAUGAUGGUCUGAAAUGGCGUGGUACAGGGGUUUAUGGCUGGCCUGAAGCGGGAUCCAGAGGGCUUACUUGGGACUUGAUGAGAAGACUUUGUGGUGGGUCCUCGUUGCCUUGGCUUGUUUUCGGUGAUUUUAAUGAGAUUUUGUUCAGUCGUGAAAAAGAAGGAGGGAGGCCGAAGCAAAACUAUCUGAUGGAGUCCUUUCGUCAAGCUUUAGAUGAUUGCGCGUUGCGAGAUUUGGGCUGGACAGGUUUUCAGUUUACAUGGGAUAAUGGCCGGCGGGAUUCGAAUAAUAUUAGAGAGCGACUUGACAGAUUUUUAGCUUCGGUGAGCUGGUCUCUUCUUUUCCCAUCGACUACUGUUUCUCACCUAAGUCGUAUUGCCUCAGAUCAUAAUCUGAUUCUGCUGUGUUUCGAAACUAACGGUGGGGUUGAAGUACACGCUGCUCAUGGGGAUUCUCAGCGUAUUUUCAGAUUUGAGGCUAUAUGGGUUAAACAUCCUGGUUGUGUUGAUGUUGUGGGAGAGUUGGGGCGGGUUUCAGCUGAGUUCAGUCACGGACAAAAUAGCUUUCUGCGCUGCUAA